UAGAGUUUCGGUUUUACUGCUGUGAACAAGCAACUCAACGGACAACAUGAAACUCUUCCUGGUCGCCUUCGCCGUGAUCGCAGCCGUGGCUGCCGAUGUCAGCCACCUGCCCUCCAACGAGUACCUGCCUCCCGUCCAGGAGCAGCAGAUCAUCGCUGGCCCCAGCAACGAGUACCUGCCCCCCGUGGAGGCUGAGGCUGCCCCCGCCCACGAGCUGGCCGAUGAUGGCUACCGUUACAAGACCCACAAGCGUGUGGUUGUCCGUCGUCACCGUCGUGAUGUGAACGAGCUGUCCAACGAGUACCUGCCCCCUGUCCAGGAGGCCGUUGCUCCCUCCAACGAGUACCUCGCUCCAGUUGAGGCAGCUCAAGAGACCGUCCUCGCCGAUGAUGGUUACCGUUACAAGACCCACAAGCGCGUGGUUAUCCGCCGCCACCGUCGCGACGUGAACGAGCUGUCCAACGAGUACUUGCCCCCGGUCCUGGCUGCCGCUCCCACCAACGAGUACUUGCCCCCAGUUGAGGCUGAGGCUGAGCCCGCCCACGAGCUGGCUGAUGAUGGCUACCGCUACAAGACCCACCGUCGUGUUGUGCUCCGUCGCCACCGUCGUGAUGUGAACGAGCUGUCCAACGAGUACCUGCCCCCUGUCCAGGAGGCCGUUGCUCCUUCCAACGAGUACUUGGCUCCAGUUGAGGCUGCUCCCGAGACCGUCUUGGCCGAUGAUGGCUACCGUUACAAGACCCACAAGCGCGUGGUUGUCCGCCGUCACCGUCGUGAUGUCAACGAGCUGCCCUCCAACGAGUACCUGCCCCCUGUCCAGGUCGCUUCUCCUUCCAACGAGUACUUGGCUCCCGUUGAGGCUGCUCCCGAGACCGUCUUGGCCGAUGAUGGCUACCGUUACAAGACCCACAAGCGCGUGGUCCUCCGCCGCCACCGUCGUGAUGUGAGCCACCUGCCCUCCAACGAGUACCUUCCCCCUGUCCAGGCCGCCGCUCCAUCCAACGAGUACCUGCCCCCAGUCCAGGUUGCUGCCCCAGCUCCCGCUCCCGUCCAGAUCGCCGCCCCCGUCCAGCUGGCCGCUCCCGUCGAGGUUGAGGCCGAGCCCGCCCAUGAGUUGGCUGAUGACGGCUACCGCUACAAGACCCACCGUCGCGUGGUCUACCGUCGCCACCGUCGUGACGUGAACGAGCUGUCCAACGAAUACCUGCCCCCUGUUCAGGAAGUCGCUGCUCCUUCCAACGAGUACCUGGCUCCCGUUGAGGCCCCUGAGACCGUUCUCGCUGAUGAUGGCUACCGUUACAAGACCCACAAGCGUGUGGUUGUCCGUCGUCACCGUCGUGAUGUGAACGAGCUGUCCAACGAGUACCUGCCCCCUGUCCAGGAGGCCGUUGCUCCUUCCAACGAGUACCUGGCUCCAGUUGAGGCUGCUCCCGAGACCGUCUUGGCCGAUGAUGGCUACCGUUACAAGACCCACAAGCGCGUGGUUGUCCGUCGCCACCGUCGUGAUGUGAACGAGCUGUCCAACGAGUACCUGCCCCCCGUGCACGAGGCUCCCGCCGCCGAGUACCUGGCCCCCGUGGAGAACACCGUCGAGGUGGCUCCCGCCCAUGUCCUGGCUGAUGAUGGCUACCGUUACAAGACCCAGAAGCGCGUUGUGAUCCGCCGCCACUAAAUCAUCCGAUUACGGCUUCACUAGGUGAUCGAUUUGUACUCAUUUUGGAGUGCAGGCCUUACUAUUAGAAUACCUCCUUUUCAUUCAACAAAUACAAUAAUACGAUAACGAAUCCAUAAAA
Molecule: messenger RNA, 1793 nt
Organism: Drosophila rhopaloa
Lineage: Eukaryota; Metazoa; Arthropoda; Insecta; Diptera; Drosophilidae
Exons: 2
Coding region: 47-1672 (541 amino acids)
Source: RefSeq, a predicted model, not a curated record